Sardina pilchardus (European sardine) is the source of this 553-nucleotide messenger RNA. RefSeq names its product inhibitor of nuclear factor kappa-B kinase subunit epsilon-like. Gene Ontology annotation, biological process: peptidyl-serine phosphorylation. The record is from RefSeq and is a predicted model, not a curated record. Gene Ontology annotation, molecular function: protein serine/threonine kinase activity; ATP binding. NCBI's taxonomy places the organism in Eukaryota, Metazoa, Chordata, Actinopteri, Clupeiformes, Clupeidae. Gene Ontology annotation, cellular component: cytoplasm.
CUCCGUCAUGUCUGCCAGCACCGCCGGCUACAUCUGGUCCCUGGAGGACGUCCUGGGCCAAGGAGCCACCGCCAGCGUCCACAAGGCACGCAACAAGAAAACAGGGGAGCUGGUGGCGGUGAAGGUGUUUAACGUGGUCAGCUACAGCCGUCCCUACGAGGUCCAGAUGAGAGAGUUCGAGAUGCUACGCCGACUCAACCAUGUCAACAUCGUCAAGCUCUUCACCGUCGAGGAGAUGCACUUGAACCCAAAGCAGAAGGUUCUAGUGAUGGAGUACUGUUCUGGGGGCAGCCUGCUGAACCAGCUGGAGGAACCGGAGAACGCCUUCGGCCUUCCUGAAGCAGAGUUCCUCAUCGUGCUGCAGUGUGUGGUGCAUGGGAUGAACCAUCUGCGGGAGAACGGGGUGGUGCACCGCGACAUCAAGCCGGGCAACAUCAUGCGGCAGGUGGGGGAGGACGGGCGCUCCGUCUACAAACUCACCGACUUCGGAGCCGCGCGCGAGCUGGAGGACGACGAGAAGUUCAUGUCCAUCUACGGCACCGAGGAGUACCUG